UUGGCCACGGGAGCGUUGGGAUGCCGAUGCAUACGCCCGGGCAUCAGGGAGGGCCGGGAGUAGGCGAAGGCCGUACGAUAAUGUGCAGGGAGAGGAUCCGCUGUGGCAGAUUAGGCAGAAGUUUCAGAAUGAGAAAUAUCUCAACCCAAUAAUCUACGAAAACGACGACAUGGACCGGCAGCUGGGCGUGGGAUGCAACUUCGAAACGGAGUGCGCCUGGACGUGGAAACACGACGAUCCCCAGAGCUUCCAGGUGGUCACCGGGGCAAACCUGACCGAGUCCAACCGAACCGGGAUGAUGCCGGGUCCGAAGGCCGACGUCCUAGGCGACGCCAAUGGUCACUUUUUACACUUGAGGUUGACCACAAAUAGUACGGCGCAGAUCUUAACUUCACCGAUGUUCGGGGCAACGCGGGAGAAUUGCUACCUGGAGGUUUACACCCACCAGAGCAUGAUGGCUUACGGGAGUUUGCGGAUCGUGAUUGAAACUGUCGGUUCGCACGAGUCUUCUUGGGUGCCGGCCGAGGUCAUGGGUAAUGAUUUGGGCAAGUGGCUGCUGAACAAGUUCCGGAUCGACAAGAUUACGAAGGACUUUCGUAUACUGUUCGAGGUGGUUCCGAAUCGGCUGGGGGAACAUCCCAGGGGUCAUGUCAGCAUUGAUAACCUGAGGAUGGUGAACUGCUUCCCGGAUGCUAUUAGUACGAACAACUGUAGCUUCUCGCAGGUUCGGUGUACGGCUAGUAAGGUUCCGGUUUGCAUUAAGACUCCGAAGAUCUGCGAUAUUGAAAAGGACUGCGAUGAUGAAGAGGAUGAAACGCUCAAUUGUGAUAAAAUUCCAUUUGGAGGUCGCUGUGACUUCGAGACCGGUUGGUGCGGUUGGCAAAACUAUGGCAAUGCAAUCCUAUCUUGGGCACGUCAUUCUGGACCAACUCCUACGGAGAAGACCGGUCCGGAUAUGGACCACACUCACGAGGCAACGAUGGAGAAUGUUACGGGUUAUUAUAUGUUCGUCAACAUGAAUCAGCAUGCCAACGAUAGCGAGAAGAAAACAUUGGUUGGAUUAGCCAGCAAUGCAAUUAUGAACAGUGUCAUCUUCAACCCACCUCCGUUGGUACAUACGAACGCGUCUUCACCGUAUCGUAAUUCUUGCGUGGUUCGCUUUUACGUACACCAGUUCGGCAUGAACCCCGGCAGCAUCAAUCUUUCGAGUGUCGAAAUCAAGGAAAAAGAGAACGUAACCACUACUCUGUGGUGGAGCUCGAAGAAUCUUGGCGAAUACUGGGUCCGGGUGGACAUCAUCCUGCCAAAUAUCACUACAAAAUACUACCUUCAGUUCGAGGCCCGCAUGGGAAUGCGUAUAUUCUCGGACGUGGCCAUCGACGACUUCUCGCUGAGUCCGGAGUGCUUCGGGCUGAACAUUCCGGCCGAUGACCUGCAGGGGUACAACUACUGGGAUCCACGGAUCGGCGGUGUCAAGCAGCCCCACAAGGACUUUACCGGAAAGUCAUAUCUCGAACUCAACACGUGCGGUGCCAAGGGUCAGCAUGGUCCUACCCCAGCGGAUUGCCUGACUUCGUACAACGGAACGGAAGCUUUGAAUGCGGUUCAGGUCAUCGACCGUCAACCCUUUAAGGGCAUUCAAUCGUGGAAGGUUCCGAACGAGGGUUAUUACACAAUCAUUGCCAAGGGUGCUGGUGGAGGACUUGGUUCCGGAGGAGUUGGAUCUUCCCGUGGGGCGAUGGUGUUGAGUGUGUUGGAGUUGCACAAAGAUGAGGAAAUCUUCAUCCUGGUUGGGCAGAGUGGCGAGCAUGCCUGCAUCAAGUCUAUGGGAUAUAGGGAUGAGACGUGUGAGCCGAAGAAUAAGCCACCUUUCGCGAAGGAUACCCUACCGAUGUACACCUCCAAGACGCAGCAGGUGAAGAAUACCGUGAUUGAGGACGGUGCCGGUGGAGGUGGCGGAGGAACGUAUGUGUUUUUGCUCAACUCAGCCAACACGGCCGUCCCGCUGCUGGUAGCCGGUGGCGGCGGAGGACUCGGCGUGGGUCGCUACGUGGACGAGGAUGUGCAGCACGGGAAGAAGUUUAUCGCAGGGAGUAAGGACGUCUCGGGGACGGCCCACUCGGAUCACGCCCGCCAUGCGGGGCCCGGAGGCGGUUGGCGAGCUCAAGCGGACAUGGGGCUGGACCCGAAGUACGGCGCAUCGCUGCUGGAGGGUGGCCGGGGAGGGUUACCGUGCUAUCCACCGAGGGGCGCCCAUGGACAGGGUGGGUUCGGUGGGGGUGGAGGUGGUUGUGACACUGGAGGAGGUGGAGGAGGGUUUUCCGGUGGGGAUACGAUGAUAAACUCGACGAAUGGACAGGGCGGAGGAUCGUUUUUGGCUUCGAAGCGGAACGUGCCGGAACUGUCGAUGGAGCAAUCCGGGGCCAACAGUGGGCACGGAGCGGUGUUGAUCAUUCCGGCUAUCCAGGGGUGCGGAUGUGACUAUCGUUGUGUGGCGCUGGAUGAAUACCGGUCCAUGGUGGGAUGUAUCUGCCCGGACGGCUGGACGCUCAAACCUGACAACUUUACUGCUUGUGAAUUACAAAGUGAAACUCCUGAAAUGCAGUACCUAAUCGUAUUCUUCGUAGUCGUUGUAGUAAUUUUAGUAGCUGCCCUGGCUAGUCUAAUUCUCAUACUAUAUAAUCGUUUCCAGCGCAAACGCCAAGCGGCACUGCGCCACAAGAUGCUCCUGGAGCAGGACCUGCAGCUAAGCCGGUUGCGCAGCACCGCGGACGAUACCGGACUAACCAACUUCAAUCCUAACUACGGUUGUGAUGGCAUCCUGAACGGGAACGUGGACGUCAAAAGCCUACCGCAGGUGGCCCGCGAAAGUUUGCGGCUUGUCAAAGCCCUCGGUCAGGGUGCGUUCGGAGAGGUGUACCAGGGACUGUACCGACAUCGGGACGGGGAUGCCGUUGAGAUGCCGGUAGCGGUGAAGACGCUGCCGGAGAUGUCGACCGGGCAGGCCGAGUCGGACUUCCUGAUGGAGGCCGCUAUCAUGGCCAAGUUUAACCAUCCGAACAUUGUGCACCUGAUAGGGGUGUGCUUCGACAGGCAUCCGAGAUUUAUUGUACUGGAAUUGCUGGCCGGUGGAGAUCUAAAGAACUUUCUUCGUGAAGGUCGCAACAAACCGGAACGUCCAUCUCCGCUUACAAUGAAGGACCUGAUCUUCUGCGCUCUGGACGUGGCCAAGGGCUGUCGAUACAUGGAGAGCAAACGGUUCAUCCACCGAGACAUUGCCGCCCGGAACUGUCUGCUGAGUAGUAAGGGCCCGGGCCGGGUCGUCAAGAUCGCCGACUUUGGCAUGGCUCGCGACAUCUAUCGGUCCGAUUAUUACCGGAAGGGUGGCAAAGCGAUGCUGCCCAUCAAAUGGAUGCCUCCAGAGGCCUUCCUGGACGGCAUUUUUACCUCAAAGACUGAUGUGUGGUCGUUCGGUGUGCUGCUGUGGGAGGUGUUUAGCCUGGGGCUGAUGCCGUACACCGGACUGCCGAACCGUGAUGUGAUGCAACUUGUGACCGGCGGAGGUCGUCUGGACGCACCGCCGGGCUGCCCGAACGCCAUCUACCGCAUUAUGGCUGACUGCUGGAACCCAACGCCCGAGGAUCGACCCACGUUCUCGAACCUGCUGGAACGGCUGACGACCUGCACGCAAGAUCCGGAGGUGAUGAACGCUCCGCUGCCAAGCUUUUUCCGGCCACCGUCAAACGAACGGGACACCACGAUAAUGCGCCCACCGGGCAACGACGACUUCUGCCUGCAGGUGCCCAACUCUUCGGACUAUCUCAUCCCACUGCCCGGACCACGAACCGUUGCCGAACGACUGCUGAGCGAAGCGACCGGCGUGACCAUUCCGGACACGAUGGUCACCUGCACGCCACCCAAGACGGCCUCACCACGCAUCAUCAACGGACAGCCCCAGCAGGACGGCAAGUGCUGGGAGACUUCGUUCAUCCGGGAACAACCCACGGUGGUCACUUCGAUGGCCAGCAUGCCCGCCGUUCAGGAUCCCACGAUGCUCGUGGACGAAAAUGGUCCCAUUGAGGUGCCCGGAUGUCCGGUGGUCGACAAGCUGAUCUCGCUGGACACGCCCCAGCAGACGCCAACCAGCAUACAGCCGCCCAUCUCGUUCAGCACCCCCAUGACGAACGGUCCGGUCACGGGCCACGGCCACAACGGCGUCGUCGUAAUGGCCCACUGCAACGGUGGCAUCAACGGGUCGCCCCAGCUGCUGGCGAACGGGACCGGUCCGAACGGGUCCGGAAUCAUACCGCCGCCACCGCUCGUGGACCAGAUCGACACGGCCAAGAUACUGAACAGCAUACCGCCGCCGCCCAUCACGCUGGAUCCGUCCACGCUGAACAAGCAGCAGGCCGGCGUCGGUGGGACGUCGUACGCCAACAUCCGGAUGAUCAACGCGAGCAGCUUGAACGGUGGGGAUCACGGCGAGAAGAUGGCCGGGGGAAGGGGAAAUGGAGGCGGUGGUGGGGGAGGUAACGGCGGGGGAAGUAACCACCAUCACAGUAACAGCAGUGGAAGUGACAAGAGUGGGGAGAAUAGACCGACGGCGUUUACGAUUCAGACGUUCAGCGAUCGGUACAUAAACAAUGAGAACCAUUCGGAGAUCAGCUGUUAAAUUGAGGGUGGAGUUUGAAGGAUGGGGUGGAAGUUUUUAAGCUUUUCGCCUUCCUCACUAAGGAAAGGCUCUGAAAUCACAUGAAAAAUUUCUUUUUAAAUAUUCGUUUUAGACCUAUCUUCACGUGUACAUAUCGACUCAGAAUCAAAUUCUGAGCAAAUGUCUGUGCGUGGGGAUGAAGGUUUUGUUCCGUUCGAUUCAGCUUCGGGUCCCAUAACUUGGUUCACUCAACCCCCGGUGGUUGGGCACUUUUUCGUUUGACACUUUUUGAGUUUGUACCCCGUUGGUUGGUCAAAGUCAAACUAAAAAGUGACGAACUGUCACUUUUUACACGGCGCUCACGCACACUAA
This is a messenger RNA of Culex quinquefasciatus (southern house mosquito), 5023 nucleotides long. RefSeq names its product ALK tyrosine kinase receptor (gene Alk). Gene Ontology annotation, molecular function: protein binding; transmembrane receptor protein tyrosine kinase activity; ATP binding. Gene Ontology annotation, cellular component: membrane; signaling receptor complex. Gene Ontology annotation, biological process: multicellular organism development; cell surface receptor protein tyrosine kinase signaling pathway; protein phosphorylation. The record is from RefSeq and is a predicted model, not a curated record. The transcript is spliced from 16 exons. Lineage: Eukaryota; Metazoa; Arthropoda; Insecta; Diptera; Culicidae. The coding region runs from base 170 to 4672 and encodes 1500 amino acids.